This is a messenger RNA of Paramecium octaurelia, 2684 nucleotides long. Lineage: Eukaryota; Ciliophora; Oligohymenophorea; Peniculida; Parameciidae. The record is from the annotation of a GenBank genome assembly.
AUGCUGAUAUUAUUAAUUAUUACUGUAACAACUGGACGGCUAAUUACAAAUCUAAAUAAGGGAUGGAAAUUCAGAAGGUCUGAUAAUAACUCUUGGUAUCCUGCGAAUGUUCCAUCCACUGUUCAUAUGGACUUAAUUGACAACAAAUUAAUUGAUGAUCCUUACUAUGGUAAUGUGUUUUAUUGAUAAAUGCAGAGGACAAUUUGUUGAGCAUGUAUGAGUUGGAAUUGGAGGAUUGGGAAUAUAAGUUGGAAUUUACGAAUAAGGAAUUUGAUUAUGACAUUAAUGAAUUGGUAUUUGAAGGGUUAGACACUCAUGCUGAUGUGUAUCUAAAUGAUAUCCAAGUAUAUAUAUGCGGAGUAAUAGGAAGAUAUUAAAAGCCAAUAAUCAACACAGAACCUGGAGAGUGAUGAUCUAAAACUUAUAGGAUUAAAACACUCUAAGAAUAUACUUUCAUUCUGCUGCCACUCAUGAUCUAAUGAAGUAGUUAUAAGAUAGUCCACUCAACUUGCCUUACAAUUAUACAUAUUCGAGGAAGGCAGCCUAUCAUUAUGGAUGGGAUUGGGGACCAAGAAUAGUAACAUGUGGCAUAUGGAAAGAUGUUUAUCUAGACCAAUAUGAUUAUGGAAGGAUUGUGAGCAUGCACGCUAAAGCACUUAAAAUAUAUGAGAGAAGUGUUGUUGUUGAAAUUAAUAUCGAAACUUAUUUAAUAAAUGUAGGUACUUACUCUAUCGAAGUACAAUUCAAGGGGUUGGAUGAAAUUACAAUCAACAAUCAAUACCCUUUAAAUAUUGUGAACACCAAAUUCUUAUAUAAUAUGUCCGAUAUAGAAUUGUGGUGGCCAAUAGGCUAAGGCUAACAAAAAUUGUACUAAUUGUAGGCAUAUUUGAUUAAAAAUGAAUCAUACGUGGAUUAUCUGAAAAUUACAACAGGCUUUCGAGUUGCGCAGUGGAUUCAAGAAAAGGAUGGAGACAAGACUUAGUCCUUUAAAUUUAGAAUCAAUGGAAGAGUAUAUAAUCUUAAUAUUAAAAAAAGGAUGUGUAUUUGAAGGGUGCCAAUUACAUACCACCAGAAAUGUUUUUGCCUCGAGCCUUGAAGAAUCCAUCUAUUUAUGAGAGAAUAUUCUAAGAUUCAAUUGCUGCCGGUUAUAAUGGAUUGAGAUUUUGGGGGGGAGGAUAGUUUGAAUAUGACAUCUUUUAUGAACUUGCUGAUAAAUAUGGGAUUAUCAUUUGGCAUGAUCUUAUGUUUGCUUGUGCCAUGUACCCAGGAACUGAUGAUUUUAUUGCCAACGUCUAGGCAGAAUUAAAAGACAAUGUCAAAAGACUUAGAAUUCAUCCUUCUAUUGUGCUGUGGGGUGGAAACAAUGAAGUAGAAAUAGGAUGGAAAGAAUGGGGUUGGAAGAGGAAUAGAGUUGAAUAAGAGGUUUCGAUGCUUCAACAAUGGUACAAUAUAUUGUUCUUGUAAGCUAUUCCAAAUGUUCUCACUGAAUUACAUCCAGAAAUGUAUAUGACUGUUUAUAUUCUAGAUAUUAUUGGCCUACAUCUCCAUCCACUUCUGUUAAUGAUGUUGAGCAAUUAGGAUCCGGAGACAUUCAUUAUUGGGGAGUAUGGGCAGCCAAGCAUUAAAUUGAGAAUUAUACUAAAUUCAUAGGCAGAUUCAAUAGUGAGUAUGGCAUGUAAGCCAUGAUUGAUGUCAAUAAUUUUAAGAAGGCUGUCCCCAAACAGUAUGACUUGAACUUCGAUUCCCCAGUAUUUCAGAUACAUGAAAGACAUGUAAGAGGGAUUCCCUUAAUCAAAGAAUACUUAAAAAACUAUACUAAUUAUAAUAGUUAUGCUCAUUCCUUUUUGCAAUUAACCUAUUUCUCCUAAAUUAUCCAACAUUUAUCUUUGCAAACUGCCAUCACAUCAUUAAGAUCUGCUAAACCCUACAAUAUGGGUACCUUUUAUUGGCAAAUUAAUGAUGUGUGGCCAGUAAUCUCUUGGGCUUCUGUGGAUUAUUAUGGUUGCUGGAAAGCAGGACAUUACGCUGCAAAGAAGUUUCACUCAGACCCAGCUCUUACAGCUAUUUAAAAUGAAGAUUAGAUUCAAGUCUAUUUAAUAAAUGAUAAUGUUGUUAAUUACUCUGGAAAUGUGACUUUAGAGUUGAGACAAUAUAAUGGUUUUAUUGUUAAGUCAUGGGAAUAUAAGUUUUAAGAGAUCUCUUAAAAUGCCUCGAAGAGACUAUUGAAUUAUUAUAUUCAAAAUUACAACUAAACAUACAGAUCCUUAUAUUUGUAGAUGAAGUAAAUUCAAACAAAAUAAUAGUUUUUAUUGCGAUCAAAAAAACUGUGAUUAUCGUGGAGUGUACAAUUUUGGCAGACCUAAAGAAUGGCAGCUCUAGAAACCCGACAUUUCUUAUACUCAAUAAGGUAAUACAAUUACUUUUAUAUCUAAAUCAUUGGCUAAAUAUGUUUAUGUAUUUAGUAACUCGGAUUGCAUCAAUCUCUCCGAUAAUUUCUUUGAUUUAUCCCCUGAUAUUCCUUAUAUGAUCAAUAUGAAGGAAUCCAAAAAGUUUAGUUUCUUCAGUUAUUAUGAUGUAUUGGUAACUGCAAUCAAUAGUGACCUUCAAUUAUUGAGUGAAGGAAUGGCAGCACUUAUGUUGUAUAUGAUUUUAUGAUUAUCCUUAGAUCUGAAAGUGAUUGAGAC